Molecule: messenger RNA, 410 nt
Organism: Galdieria sulphuraria
Lineage: Eukaryota; Rhodophyta; Bangiophyceae; Galdieriales; Galdieriaceae
Exons: 3
Coding region: 43-285 (80 amino acids)
Biological process (GO): intracellular protein transport
Cellular component (GO): Sec61 translocon complex
Source: RefSeq, a predicted model, not a curated record
AUUGAGAAAUCCAUUGCAAUCGGAUUGGGAAGGAUUUUUGUCAUGUCAACACAAAACUCCGUAGGUUCUCCCAACUUGAGAAGGAGAGGAACAACUUCCCGUACUUCAGGUUUUAGUACGUCAGGUACUGGUGGUGGAAAUACUUCAAGGAAUUACUUUUCUGCAAGAUUGUAUAGCGACGAAGCACCCGGUUUGAAAGUGGGACCGACGUCGGUUAUGAUCUUUAGUUUCGUCUUUAUAGCAUUUGUCGUUGUUCUUCAUAUUUGGUCCAAGUUUCGAGGUUAAAGUGACUGUUUUGAAAUUGAUCAGCAACGUUGAAAACCAUGCAAGUAUUUUAGUAUUCAUUUGGCAAACAAUCUAAAAGUGGACGUCACAACAACAUGGUUAGUGCACGUUUUUGUAAGGAUGUU